UAUUAUUAUUAGUUUAUGUGUAAUCAUUAAUUUAGUUUAAUUUGUUUAUAACUAUUAAUAUUGCAAAAUGCUGCACAGUUUAAAUGACUUAAAAAGCCAUAGUGUGGACAUUUGUUUCCGUGUUGUAAAUGUUUUGUUACAACUCCUCAAUGACAUAAUAAAUCAUCCGGAUCAACCAAAUUUCAGAAGACUCUACUUGGACGGUGAUGUAAUUCAAAAUAGUCUUUUGCCUUUUGCUGGAGCUAUGGAAUUUCUUUUUGAAAUCGGGUUUAUAGAUGAUAGAAAUUCUUUAGUGUUACCAGAAUCUAUAAGUCUGAGUACAUUAAAUAACUACAAACAACAACUUAUAAACAUAAUUGCAGAGCAUCAAAAAUCAAGUUUAAAUGAAAAUAGUUUCUUAAAAGAAAUGAGUUCAACAUCAUUGACUGUACUUAAGUUUGAAGAUAAAAUAUUGCAAAGUAAAGCAUUACACAAUUUAUCACCAGAAUAUAUUGAGUUAUUUUCAAAUGUCAACAAAAAUGAAUCAUUAUACCAUGAAAAAAUGAUGUUGAAACUCAUGAAAUGGUUUAAAGAGUCAUUUUUUAAAUGGUUUGAUACACCAAUUUGCCAGUUCUGUUCUAGUACUACAAAAUUUAAAGGAUUAAAUCACAAUAAUAAAGAUGAAAAUGUUAAAUAUUCAGAAAUGUAUGAGUGCGAGAACUGUUGUUCAAUCACUGAUUUUAAGAGAUAUGGUAUUUGUGAACAACUUUUAACUACUCGUCUGGGUAGAUGCGGUGAAUGGGCUAACUGUUUUACUUUAUUCUGUAGAGCGCUUGGUUGGGAAGCAAGAUUGGUAGUUGAUAAAACUGACCAUGUAUGGACUGAAGUUUGGUCAGUUAGUCAACAAAGAUGGAUUCAUUGUGAUCCGUGUGAAACAGCUUUAGACAAGCCAUUACUAUACGAAAAAGGUUGGGGAAAAAAAUUGUCAUAUAUUAUCGCCUACUCUAACGAAGAAGUGCAAGAUGUUACUUGGCGGUAUGUAGGAGAUUGUUUCAGCGUUUUAAAAAGAAGAAAACUUUGUUCAGAAAAAGAGUUGUUGAAUACAAUUUUGAGUUUGUCCCAUCAUAGACAAAAUAAUUUAUCAUUGUCAAGGCGUAAAUAUAUUGCAGAAAGACGUUUGAAAGAGUGUUUUGAAAUGUAUCUUAGUUUAUACAUUAUACACUGUAAACCUGAAAUUGAAAAUUAUGGUGGCAGAACGUCUGGAUCUCUUGCGUGGAGAUUAGCUCGAGGAGAAACUAAAAUUGAGAAAUUUGUUUGGACUCCGUCUGAGACUGAAAUAGCCAAUAAAAGAUUUGAACUAAAAUAUUCUACAGCUAUUGAUAAAUAUAUCCAUGGCAAUAGCAUUCACGUAGGAUGGAAAAGUGGUGUGUAUAGUUAUAAUUCAUUAUUUCGCAAAGAAGAAUUAGACUGGAAAAAUGUUUAUUUAUGUAGAGAAGAAUACAGUGAGAAAUCAACAAUAGAAUGGCGAUUUGACUUUUCUUCAAGUGGUCUUGUUGUACAAGAUGUUAAAUUAGUUUAUACUACAGCGCUGUUUAACACAGGUCAAGUUGAAUGGAAGUUAAUUGGAAAUAAUCUUACUGUGAAUCUGCCUACUGUGGAAAAUAUUAAAGAAGUCGUUUUUGAUCAAAUGAAUGGUGCUGAUUUUGUAACAUUAAAUGCAAGUUUAUCUGGAGGAUCUGGGGAUACAGCCUGGCAACACUCUCAAAUAUUUAGACAGUCAAUAAAUGAUCAAGACUAUCCAUUUCAGAUAGUGUUUAUUCUUAAAUAAAUAUUUAGCAUAAUAAUACAAUUUUAAUAAUUUUUUAACUAUCAUUUUAUAUUGAAUUAGUGCUACAACUUAAAAUGUAUAUUUUUCUCUUAGAAUAUUAUUGUUUUUAAAAAACUGUAGGUAAUACUUAUUUAUUAAAAUACCAAUAUAAAACACUGUCAAUUGUACAAGUAAUUGUGUUCUUAACUCCUUUAGUUCAAAUAAAUAAGUAAAUAUUAUAUAAUAUAUUAGUUAAAAAAA
Myzus persicae (green peach aphid) is the source of this 2047-nucleotide messenger RNA. It is a transcript of the gene Pngl, whose product is annotated as peptide-N(4)-(N-acetyl-beta-glucosaminyl)asparagine amidase. Gene Ontology annotation, cellular component: cytosol; cytoplasm; nucleus. The transcript has a single exon. The record is from RefSeq and is a predicted model, not a curated record. Bases 68 to 1807 code for a protein of 579 amino acids. Gene Ontology annotation, molecular function: peptide-N4-(N-acetyl-beta-glucosaminyl)asparagine amidase activity. NCBI's taxonomy places the organism in Eukaryota, Metazoa, Arthropoda, Insecta, Hemiptera, Aphididae. Gene Ontology annotation, biological process: protein quality control for misfolded or incompletely synthesized proteins; protein deglycosylation; glycoprotein catabolic process.